AUGGCCAAAACUGUCUCUGAAUAUUAUUAUUUAAAUUACUCAAAAUGCGAAAUUGACGAUAGUUUCUUUGCUUCAUCAGACAGUUUAUUCUACUCCUACAGAGUAAUUCAAUGUAUUGCGUCUCCUAUUCAACUCUUCACUUUCUACAUGAUCUUGAAGAGGACUCCAGGAAAAAUGAGCGCCGCGAAGUUUCCCUUGCUGGUUUUGCAUUUUUUUUGCACAUUCCAAGACUUUCAAUUCUUCACUCUCACAACUCCAUACAUGUUCUUUCCGUCGAUGGGAUUUCUUGGCGUAGGAUUUUUGAGUUAUAUCGGAGUCUCAAUGGUUUGGCAGAACAUGAUCAUGUACUUUUCUGCAUAUUCCACCGGAUUCUCCAUCGUUCACUUAUUCGAAAGCCGCAGCAGUUCUAUUUCAAGUAACAUAUUCAAAAUAAAAAAGACCAGAACUCGAAUCAUAUACUACAUCUUUCUAUGGUCUAUCCCAAUGCUUCUAACUUUCUCCAUAUUUUCAAGACCUCCCAAGCCUUGUCCAACACAAGAAUUUUUCUUGCCCUCCACUUUUAUUCUGUUGGACACCUUUUGGACGAGUAUAUUCAUGACAAAAAUUGUCCCAGUCAUAGCAAUUUUCGUGUUAUUCCAAGCAGGCUUUUUCGUUGGUUGCUCAAUAUAUUAUCUCUACAUUGCUCCUGCAAACAUUACAUCUUCUCGAACUCGCCGUCAACAACGUCAUUUCUUUGUAGGAAUAAUCAUUCAAACAUCCGUCCCAAUUAUUGUGACGACACUACCGUAUACCAUUUUUGCGAUUGAACUUUUAAGGGGCCAAUUGACUCAAAGAAUGACAAAUCUGGUUACUAUAACUGUUGGGUGCCAUGGUUCCAUUGCAAGUAUAGCGAUUCUGAUGGUACAUCAGCCAUAUCGACAGAAUAUAUUUCGGAAGUUGCAUUUUGAAAGUGAGACGGCGGAAGUGAAAUUCUUCGUUUCUUAUCAUAGAUCCAGUGAUACAAGAAUUUGA
Caenorhabditis elegans is the source of this 1011-nucleotide messenger RNA. Lineage: Eukaryota; Metazoa; Nematoda; Chromadorea; Rhabditida; Rhabditidae. The record is from the annotation of a RefSeq genome assembly.